Thunnus maccoyii (southern bluefin tuna) is the source of this 3836-nucleotide messenger RNA. RefSeq names its product galactose-3-O-sulfotransferase 2 (gene gal3st2). The record is from RefSeq and is a predicted model, not a curated record. The transcript is spliced from 4 exons. Gene Ontology annotation, molecular function: galactosylceramide sulfotransferase activity. Bases 67 to 1887 code for a protein of 606 amino acids. NCBI's taxonomy places the organism in Eukaryota, Metazoa, Chordata, Actinopteri, Scombriformes, Scombridae. Gene Ontology annotation, cellular component: membrane. Gene Ontology annotation, biological process: glycolipid biosynthetic process.
GAGAGAGAGGACGGCAGACAGGACGGGGACCGUAGAGACAUUCGGAGCGGGAGUUGUUUCGGGGAGAUGCUGUCCCCACCGAGGAGAUGGAUCAGGGACCAGCCUCUCAGCUCUGUAACCUCGUGUGUGAGGAGAGUGCUGUGCAGCAGGCGUCACUCUCUGUGGAUUCUACUCAUCCUGCUCGUGGUCUGCAUUGCCAUUCAGACCUUUGUCGCCCGCCAAGCCAGGAAUGACAAGCUGACAGGACUCCCACAUCUGAGAUUCACUGUUAGUAAACAGCACCUGUUUCCUACUCUGCAAAAUGUCUGGGACGGCCUUCAGUCUGAGACUGCACUGGCAGUGAAUCAGGAAUUGACUCUACAGACAGAAAGAGCUACAGAUCUUCAUCAUCAGAAUGAGGAAUAUGGAAAGCCAUCAAAUUAUAUCCUGUCGAGAUAUGUUGAUACAACCAUCAACCUUGCCACAGCCUCUCAGAUGAAGGCAGGAAAAGUUUCAGCUGGAAAGCUGCCUCUACCCAAACACGGAAACAAAGUGAGCCCUGGACUUCCAGGUUCUUUGGUCCUCCACAGCACUAGAAAAGGCAAAGACACCCACUCUCCACCCAGUUUAUUCAAGGCUCACAUCAGAAGUGAACACAAUAAAGCAACCUGCCAGCCAAAGUCUCACAUUGUAUUCCUCAAGACACACAAAACAGCAAGUAGCACCAUCCUAAACAUCCUGUAUCGCUAUGGUGAAAGCAGGAACUUGACCUUUGCCCUCCCCCUGAACAAACACAGCCAGUUGUUUUAUCCAUUCCCCUUUGCUUCACAUUUUGUGGAGGGCGUCAGCAGCAGAAGUGUGAGGGAGUUCCACAUUAUGUGCAACCACAUGAGGUUUAGAAAAGCUGAGGUAGCAAAGGUGAUGCCAGCGGACACCUUCUAUUUCUCCAUCCUGAGGCAUCCUGUGGCCAUGAUGGAGUCCAUUUACAUUUACUACAAGAGCAUCCCAGCCUUUCACAAGACUCACAGCCUGGACGACUUCCUGGACAACAGCUGGCAGAACUACAACUCAUCAGUGACCAACAACCACUACGCUCACAACAUUCUGUCUUUUGACUUCGGCUUUGACAACAACAUUAGAGCUGGUGCUGAAGACCUGGAGGAGAGAGCCAGUGUGGCCAUUGCAGCCAUUGAACGGGACUUCCACCUCAUUCUUAUUUCUGAAUACUUUGAUGAGUCUAUGGUCUUGCUUAAGCAUGCCCUCUGCUGGUCCCUGGAUGACGUGGUUUCCUUUAAGCUUAACAGUCGCAGCGAACGAACUCGUCACCCACUUUUACCUAGUACUGCAGAGAAAAUCAAGAGAUGGAAUGCUUUAGACUGGAGGAUUUACCUGCACUUUAACACCACCUUCUGGCACAAAGUGGAUAGUCUGGUUGGGCAAGAGCAGAUGAAGAGGGAAGUAUCUCAGUUGAGAAAGCUUCAGGCUAAGCUAGCAAUCAGCUGCCUGAAAGAUGGAGGGGCAGUCGACCCAUCCCAGAUAAAAGAUGCCGGGUUAAAGCCAUUCCAAUAUGGAGCGGCUGUGAUCCAGGGAUAUAACCUAAAUCCACACAUAGACAGACAAACCAAAACUAAAUGUCAGAGACUAAUAACUCCAGAACUGCAGUACACAGAUCGUCUGUAUACUCAGCAGUUCCCUGAGCUAGCCGCUAAGCAUAGACAAGCAAAUAGGAUGGUUGCUCUACAGCGUCAACACUCAGACAGAACAGGUGCAAUGGAAAAGGUCUGGGUGAGGGAAGCUCACCAGAGACAGAUCAUAAAACACAAAUUCCCAAAUCUCAAGAACGAAAAGGCCUCCGCAAGUGCCCUGUUAACACACACAGCAGCUGGAAACAAAACAAGAAUGCCAUGAGUGGCAACUGGAAUGAUGGCUUCGACUAAUGACAGGACUAUUCUGAUGUUAUGUACUGAUACAGGAAGCUGCUUUUCCAUUUAAUGCCUAGCCAUUAAUAAGCCCUAGAGGUGGCAGGGUCUGAAAGUGUUGGAUGGAACAUACUACAUACUAUUUUGCCAUUCUUAGAGCCUUACCAGAAGUGAAGCUAAACAUAUAAAGGUGUUCCCGAAGGUGGUGGUAGACAAGGGGGAAUUACCAACUGGGCGAAGCAGACAACUGCCCCAGGGCCCCAUACCUUCAGGUACCCCAGAGGUCCCCAAGUCCACUGUGUGGCAAUUAGUUUGUGAUAUCUGAUCACUUGCAAAUCUGUUUGGUAAUGCUCUUUUUAGUAAUAUACUAAAUUACAAUACAUGGUGAAGUUAUAAGGGUCUUAUUGUGCCUCCUGCAUUAUCAUAAUGUACAGGACAUUAUGACCUUGUGUCAAAAUGUUUAAAGGUGCAGUGUGUAGAAUUUAGUGGUAUCUAGCAGAGCAGACUUGGCAGAAAUGGAAUAUAAUAUUCAUAAAUAUGUUUAAAUAGGCGUAUAAUCAGAAGAAAAGACAAACCAAACACUAGCUCUAUGGGCUUUUCACGUUUAUGAGAGUUUUGUGGUCUCUGUAGGUUCUCCUACAUGCUUGGAAGGGGAGGGGGGUUCAAUUUGUUGCAAUCUGCAACUGCACUGUUUGAUGCCUCUAAAUCCUACACAUUGCACUUUGUGCAAGUAUUUCUUGCGCAUUUUUGCCUUUAUUAGAUAGAUACAACAGAGAAAGACAGAAAAUGAGGGAAGGUUAAUAUGCAACAAAGGUCCCAGCUGGACUCUAACCAGGGACAUUGUGGGGGGGCAGUGUCAAUAGGGGCCCACAGUUCUAGGGCACCCUUGCGGGGUAAUCUGGCCCUGGCAGUAAAGGAAUGUUUGUGGUGUCAUGUAUGGAAAGUGGGGAUCAUGAAUAUGUUAAGUACCAUGGCAGUCUACUACCAGAUAAUGACAAUCUUUUGUACAAAUGACAUAUUUGGCCUGUCAGUGACACCCAAGGAAUAGUUGUGUUGUCCUGAAGAAUCUGAUGUCCGGACAGCACAUGUGAACCAUGCUUCAGGAUUCACCUUUUUUUGACCAUGAAUAAUAGCCUUGUGGUUAUGAGGUAUGCAUCUUAGAGCACUAGGUCACUGUGAAACAAGUCUUCCAAUGUACAUGGCAAAACAGGUUGUCCAUGUCACUGCCUUCCAAAACAACCUAUAUGAGAGUUUUCUGAUUUGGCGCUGAACUUUGCCACUGACUUUCAAAAUACAUAUAAAAGUUAAAAAAGCUUUGGUUAAGUUUGAGGAACUAAAACUACUUGGUUAGGGUUAGGGAAAGAUUCUGGUCAUGGUUUAAAAGGAACCAAUCCUGAAUCUUGAAUCUUUACUCUCCACAAUAAUUGCUUAAGAGAAUUUUGGAACCCAAAACAGGUUAAAAGUCCAAAAAGGUUGAGAAAGCCUGAUCUGUCCAAAUCAUACAUGUUCAUGUCAUAUACAUAUUUCCGUCAAAUGUUAAUUCUGAUUUAUUAACAUGAGAUUGAUAUGUUUUUCUGAUUAAUUAGAUGAGGACAUUCUUAUGCCGCUUUCUCCAUGAAACUUAAAUACUGUACUUUCAGACCAUGUUGUUUAGCACAAGAAUAUCAUGUUAGCUCAAAACAAUUUAAAAAUUAUUCUUAGUUUCCAAGUGAGAUCUCCUGCUGCUGAUGUUCUGUCAUUAUUGUUUUCUCAUGUGAAAUUAGUGUUGAGAAUGGAGUUACCAUGGAGUCACUUAGCAGGAAAGAAAUCUUCCUUUCUUUUAUCAGAGAGGUGUUGUUAUAUACAGUGUUCUAAUUCUUAGAAUACUAAAUGUAUUCUGUUUUCUACUGAGCUUUACUUUGAUCCAAAAAAACAUGUUCAAGAAAGGACAUUAAAUGA